AGAUAGUAAAGGAUGCAGGGUACCAUCUGCAGAUGCUGUGAAAACCUUGGAGUCUAGAAAUUAAUUAUUCGACCAGGAUCCCUAGUUCAAGCACUCAGAAGAGGGAAACACUUUGUCAGCUUUGCAGCAUUGGACCACAUACAAUGAAGUCUCCUUGCUGGGCUCUGCUGCUGGCUAUCCUGGGCACAGAAUUGCUCGGGUACCUGUGUUCGACUGUGCGGUCCCCGAGGUUCAGAGGAAGGAUCCAGCAGGAACGAAAGAACAUCCGACCCAACAUCAUUCUUGUGCUGACUGAUGACCAGGAUGUGGAGCUGGGGUCUCUGCAAGUCAUGAACAAAACAAGGAAGAUUAUGGAACACGGUGGGGCCACCUUCACCAAUGCCUUUGUGACCACACCCAUGUGCUGCCCUUCCCGGUCAUCCAUGCUCACUGGGAAGUACGCGCAUAACCACAACGUGUACACCAACAACGAGAACUGCUCUUCUCCCUCGUGGCAAGCAAUGCAUGAGCCCAGGACUUUUGCUGUGUAUCUUAACAACACUGGCUACAGAACAGACCUAAGGAAAAUAAUGAGGGAAACUGGAAUCUGUGCGACACAUAGAUGUUCAACUAGAGGGAAGCACAAAGCAGUAAUAGGAGUCAUGAAAAACAACUCAAAGAAGAAAAAUUACCAAGAGGCUUAUUUUGGGAAGCAUCCAAAACACAUGGAUUUAAAUGAAUUGAUCCAAUAUUAUAUUUACUCUCUUACUAUGAUGAAAUCCUACCUCUUCAAAUCUCUUGGAUUAAUCAAGAAUUCUCGUUUCUGUAAUUACACUGUUUGUCGCAAUGGCAUCAAAGAAAAGCAUGGAUUUGAUUAUGCAAAGGACUACUUCACAGACUUAAUCACUAACGAGAGCAUUAAUUACUUCAAAAUGUCUAAGAGAAUGUAUCCCCAUAGGCCCAUUAUGAUGGUGAUCAGCCACGCAGCACCCCACGGCCCUGAGGACUCGGCCCCACAGUUUUCAAAACUGUACCCCAAUGCCUCCCAACACAUAACUCCUAGUUAUAACUAUGCACCGAACAUGGAUAAACAUUGGAUCAUGCAGUACACGGGCCCCAUGCUUCCUAUCCACAUGGAGUUCACCAACAUCCUCCAGCGCAAAAGGCUCCAGACUUUGAUGUCAGUGGAUGAUUCUGUGGAGAGGCUGUAUAACAUGCUCCUGGAGACGGGGGAGCUAGACAACACCUACAUCAUCUACACUGCUGACCAUGGUUACCAUAUUGGGCAGUUUGGCCUGGUCAAGGGGAAAUCCAUGCCAUAUGACUUUGACAUCCGUGUGCCUUUCUUUAUUCGUGGUCCAAGUGUAGAACCAGGGUCAAUAGUCCCACAUAUUGUUCUGAACAUUGACCUGGCUCCAACCAUCCUCGAUAUUGCGGGGCUCGACACUCCUCCUGAUGUGGAUGGCAAAUCAGUCCUCAAACUCCUAGACCUGGAAAAGCCAGGUAACAGGUUUCGAGCAAACAAGAAGAUCAAAAUUUGGCGUGAUACCUUCCUAGUGGAACGAGGGAAAUUUCUACGAAAGAAGGAAGAAUCCAGCAAGAAUAUCCAACAGUCAAAUCACUUGCCCAAAUAUGAGAGGGUAAAGGAACUGUGCCAGCAGGCCAGGUACCAGACAGCCUGUGAGCAGCCUGGGCAGAAGUGGCAGUGUAUCGAGGACACAUCUGGCAAGCUUCGAAUCCACAAGUGUAAAGGACCCAGCGACCUGCUCACCGUCCGCCAGAGCACACGCAACCUCUACUCUCGUGGUUUCCAUGACAAGGACAAAGAGUGCCAUUGUAGGGAGUCUGGCUACCGCCCCAGUCGAAGCCAGAGAAAGAGUCAAAGGCAGUUCCUGAGGAACCAGGGGACUCCAAAGUAUAAGCCCAGAUUCGUCCACACCCGGCAGACACGUUCCUUAUCUGUUGAAUUUGAAGGAGAAAUAUAUGACAUAAAUCUAGAAGAAGAAGAAUUGCAAGUGUUACGACCGAGGACCAUUGCCAAGCGCCACGAUGAAGGCCACCAGCUCUUGGGAGAUUACCAGUCCGCUGCUGGUGAUAAUGGGGAUGAGAUGCUGGCAGACAGCAACAAUGCUGUGGGGCCACCCACCACUGUCCAUGUGACACACAAAUGCUUUAUUCUUCCAAAUGAUACAAUCCAUUGUGAGAGAGAGCUGUACCAAUCAGCCAGAGCAUGGAAGGACCAUAAAGCAUACAUCGAUAAAGAGAUUGAAGCUCUGCAAGAUAAAAUUAAGAAUUUAAGAGAAGUGAGGGGGCACCUAAAGAGACGGAAGCCCGAGGAAUGUACCUGCAGUAAACAGAGCUAUUACAACAAAGAGAAAGGUGUAAAAAGGCAAGAGAAAUUAAAGAGCCAUCUUCACCCCUUCAAGGAGGCUGCUCAAGAGGUCGACAGCAAACUGCAGCUCUUCAAGGAGAACCGGCGGAGGAAGAAGGAGAGGAAGGAGAAAAAACGGCAGAGGAAGGGGGAAGAGUGCAGCUUGCCUGGCCUGACCUGCUUCACACACGACAACAACCACUGGCAGACCGCCCCAUUCUGGAACCUGGGAUCUUUCUGUGCCUGCACAAGUUCUAACAAUAACACCUACUGGUGUUUGCGUACAGUUAAUGAGACACAUAAUUUUCUCUUCUGUGAGUUUGCUACUGGCUUUCUGGAGUAUUUUGAUAUGAAUACAGAUCCUUACCAGCUCACAAAUACAGUGCACACGGUGGAACGGGGCAUUUUGAAUCAGCUACACACACAGCUGAUGGAGCUCCGAAGCUGUCAAGGGUAUAAACAGUGCAACCCAAGACCAAAGGGCCUUGAUGUUGAGGACAAUUAUGGGAUGGAUGGGAAGGUUAGUCCACCCAGCCUCGCUUCAGACACCACCUGGCAAGGCCUGGAGGCAUUAUCGGUGUGAACAACAACAGCAUCUAUGAGUACAGACACAACCCUAGACUUAGUCUGGUGGACUGGACUAAUUACUUGAAGGAUGUAGAUAAUUUGCACUGCUAAACAGUCACAAUGAGCAAAAUAAAGCAAGUCAGACUCACACUGCUCAAAGUGAUGGGUUCCCGGUUACCUCUGCUGCACUCUUGGUGCCAGUGGAGAUGGCCUCUGCGGAGUCAGGUGAAGACCCAUGCCAUGUGGUUGGGGAUGCACCUCAUUUGACCAUGCCAGCCAACCUUCGAACCCUGCAUUUGAACUGACCAUCAUUAAGUCCAGAGAGUAAACUUGAAUGGAAUAAUGACGUUCCAGAAGUGAAUCAUUUGAAUUCUGAACACUGGAGAAACAG
Molecule: messenger RNA, 3308 nt
Organism: Nannospalax galili (Upper Galilee mountains blind mole rat)
Lineage: Eukaryota; Metazoa; Chordata; Mammalia; Rodentia; Spalacidae
Gene: Sulf1
Product: sulfatase 1
Cellular component (GO): cell surface; endoplasmic reticulum; plasma membrane
Molecular function (GO): N-acetylglucosamine-6-sulfatase activity; calcium ion binding; glycosaminoglycan binding
Source: RefSeq, a predicted model, not a curated record